GAUAGUUCAGUUUAUUAUUUGCAUGACAAUACCUACAAUAAAAAUAAAUAGCUAUGCGUUUGCAAUUAAUAAUCAACUCAAUUCUUUUUGAAGUAAAAAGAAACUGAGGGAUUUCACACUCAGGAAAUGGACGCUACAGAAAAUGGAUGGAUAGUUAAAGGAAAUGGUGGGGAAUUUCAAAGUAAACAUGGGAAAUCUUCAGAAUCCACAAUCAUUACAUUGCUUCCUGGAAGCAGAUUACAGGAGGUAGAGCGAAUGAUUCCCAUUUUCUCAGACACUAUGGAACUAUUGAAAGACUCAUUUUCAGAGUUGACAACGGUAGUUCAUGUGGCACCUAAUCGGCACGUGGAAGAAUAUGUCAGCAAAGCUGUUUUUGAGUGGCCUGUAUCUGUAGUAUUGAUUCCUGGAGGAUCUCCACAGCUGAAGUAUGAUGCAUAUAGU
Ilex paraguariensis (yerba mate) is the source of this 441-nucleotide messenger RNA. The record is from the annotation of a GenBank genome assembly. NCBI's taxonomy places the organism in Eukaryota, Viridiplantae, Streptophyta, Magnoliopsida, Aquifoliales, Aquifoliaceae.